Zonotrichia leucophrys gambelii is the source of this 908-nucleotide messenger RNA. Its product is annotated as storkhead-box protein 1-like. Gene Ontology annotation, biological process: regulation of transcription by RNA polymerase II. Gene Ontology annotation, molecular function: RNA polymerase II transcription regulatory region sequence-specific DNA binding. Gene Ontology annotation, cellular component: cytoplasm; nucleus. The record is from RefSeq and is a predicted model, not a curated record. NCBI's taxonomy places the organism in Eukaryota, Metazoa, Chordata, Aves, Passeriformes, Passerellidae. The transcript has 2 exons. The coding region runs from base 41 to 445 and encodes 134 amino acids.
UGUGCCCGUGUCCGUGUCCGGCGGCGGGCGGUGAGCGGCCAUGCCGCGCAGGGUGGAGAAGUGCCUGCAGAUCGCCCCGCACUCCCUGGCCAUCGUCCUGGACGCCGCGGCCGGGGGGCGGCCGGGGGCCGACGGUGCCGGUGGUGCCGGGGCCGGUGCCCGUGCGGGGCCGGCGGCGGAGCUCGGCCGCCACCGCAUCGGCUACGAGAUCUUCGCGGACUUCAAGCGCGAGAACAUGCAGCACUUCUGGGACCGGCGGGCCACGGCGGCGGUGGCCGAGACCUUCUUCCUGGGCUGGAUCGACGAGCAGGUGCUGCUGGUGCAGGGCAAGGAGGAGCACCUGGAGGUGCUGCGGCAGGGCUGGGCGCGCCGCUCCCUCAAGCCCCCCAGCGGUUUCCACAUCAAGUGCCUGGAAUACAAAAAUCUCUGCAUUCAGAAGUGCUAAGAACAGCUUCUACAGAGGCAAGUGCAAGUAGUGCCUGCAUAAACCUUCAUCUGCACAGGGCAAUGGGAAAUUGUCUCUGGUUGCACACAGGUGGGAAAUAUCAGAGCUUCAAAAGCCAAGUGGAGGAUGGCAGCAAGCUGUGGUAACCAGGGCUAGUCAGGGUAGGUGUCCCAGGAGUGGAAUUAUCCUUCUGAUGGGUGCUACUGCAGAAGCAAAAGAGAAGGGACAAACUCCAGGGUCCCACUGAAAACCAGAGACUAAAGAGUACCACCUUCACAGGAACAAACUGACUCUGCAGUGCUGCAGUCUGCUCCAGAGGACAAGCGGACUGAUGAUUUUGCCUUGAUUUUCCAGAAGCCUUUGAGUCAGGCGUGUGUAGAGUCAUGUAAUUUUUGUCUGUUCUUCUGAUUCCUCUCUAGAGUUUUUUCCUGCCCAAAUGUAUGUGCCAAUGAGACAGCCUCUG